This is a messenger RNA of Malaclemys terrapin pileata, 5700 nucleotides long. Its product is annotated as cystathionine beta-synthase-like. The record is from RefSeq and is a predicted model, not a curated record. Gene Ontology annotation, molecular function: cystathionine beta-synthase activity; cysteine synthase activity. Lineage: Eukaryota; Metazoa; Chordata; Testudines; Emydidae. Gene Ontology annotation, cellular component: cytoplasm.
AUGUGUCCUCUCACCAGGCAGCCAGAAGGCUGGAUGCUGCUGGCUCUGAGCUCACACUGUGGCCUGGGCCUCGCAAACAAACUGGCCGGCCACAGCCUCCCACAGCGGGCUCUCAGCCCCCUCGCUAAACACACGCACAGGAAAGAACUUGCGCAGGGCCAGGGCAGCGACUCUGCUUUUCUAUUGGUGGGGCGUGUCCCCCCCCUCCGCCCACGGCCCGGCCAAUCAGCGCGCGUUCCCUCUCCAAAAGCUAGCGAGGGUAACGACUGGGAGAAUUCCCUUCGCACACGCGCAGGGAAACAGCUGGGGGGCGGCGGCUGCUGCGGGCCGGGCGUCUUAUCCACGCGCAGUGGGACUCCGGCUGCUGCUGCCGCCGCUUGUCUCUUCCUGUCAGUCCAAGAGAACAAACUGUUUUGGAGACCCCUGAAGCAAGAAGUUCAAGGCAUUGGUGACACGAUGCCUUCAGUUCCUCCAGAAGCAGAGAUGGACAACGGUUCCUGCCCUCACUUCUCUGCUAAAUGUGUGCUGAAUGGAGGCCUGGAGAAGGAGUCCGGUAACAUCAGUGAGGAGAGAAAGUGGAUCCGACCUGACACCCCUAGCAAAUGUACCUGGGAGCCAGGAAAACUCCCCUCUGAAUCCCCUCAUUAUCACCCCACUUUGUCAAAGUCUCCAAACAUCCUGCCAAACAUUCUGAAGAAAAUUGGUGAUACUCCUCUGGUACAAAUCAACAAGAUUGGAAAGUUCUUUGGACUCAAGUGUGAACUCUUGGCAAAGUGUGAGUACUUUAAUGCUGGGGGGAGCGUGAAGGAUCGAAUUAGCCUGAGGAUGGUGGAGGAUGCAGAAAGAGCUGGGAUUUUGAAACAUGGGGACACGAUCAUUGAGCCAACAUCAGGAAACACAGGAAUUGGGCUGGCCCUGGCUGCUGCAGUGAAAGGCUACCGCUGCAUCAUUGUGAUGCCAGAGAAAAUGAGCAUGGAGAAGGUGGAUGUUCUGAGAGCUCUUGGCGCUGAGAUUGUGAGGACCCCAACUACUGCCAGAUUUGACUCGCCUGAAUCUCAUGUGGGAGUAGCAUGGCGACUGAAAAAUGAAAUCCCCAAUUCCCAUAUCCUAGACCAGUACCGCAACGCCAGUAACCCCUUGGCACACUAUGACACUACAGCAGAGGAGAUCCUGCAGCAGUGUGAAGGAAAAAUAGACAUGCUGGUGGCUGGAGCUGGUACAGGAGGCACCAUUACUGGCAUUGCAAGAAAGCUGAAAGAGAAAUGCCCAGAUUGCAAAAUUAUUGGCGUCGAUCCCCAGGGCUCCAUUCUUGCUGAGCCUGAAGAACUGAAUAAGACUGACAAGACAACAUACGAGGUGGAGGGGAUUGGAUAUGAUUUUGUCCCUACAGUGCUGGACAGAUCGGUGGUGGACAAGUGGUACAAGAGCAAUGAUGAGGAGUCUUUUUCGUUGGCACGCAUGUUAAUCAGAGAGGAAGGAUUAUUGUGUGGUGGCAGCUCUGGCAGUGCAAUGUCCAUUGCUGUGAAGGCUGCCAAGGAUUUGACAGAAGGUCAGCGCUGUGUUGUCAUCUUGCCCGACUCUGUCAGGAACUACAUGUCCAAGUUUUUGAAUGACAAAUGGAUGACCCAGAAAGGGUUCAUGAAAGAAGAUGAUGACCUCGUUAAGAAACCUUGGUGGUGGAACCUCAAAGUUCAGGAAUUAAGUCUCUCUGCUCCCCUGACAGUGCUUCCAGGUGUCACCUGUGAAAAGACCAUUGAAAUCCUCCGAGAGAAGGGAUUUGACCAGGCACCAGUUGUUGAUGAUUGUGGUGUGAUUUUGGGCAUGGUUACCCUUGGGAACAUGCUUUCAUCAUUACUUGCUGGGAAAGUCCAGCCAUCAGAUCAUGUCAGCAAAGUAAUCUACAAGCAAUUCAGACAGAUUCAUCUGAAAGACAGCUUGGGGAAACUUUCUCAUAUCCUGGAAAUAGACCACUUUGCUCUAGUUGUACAUGAACAGAUUCAGUAUCACAGUGACGGCUCCUCCAGUAAGAGACAGAUGGUGUUUGGCGUUGUUACAGCCAUUGACUUGCUUAAUUUUGUGACUGCACGGGAGUGGGAAAGAAGGGCCACCUAAGUUCAAGGACCACUCUGUUUGCAACAUCUUCCGUGGCAUUUUGCAGUCUCUAGAAAGAAUCAGGCCUCUCUCUCUCUCUCUCCCUUUGCUAGAAUGUUCUGUCUCCUGUUUUGUUUUUAACAUUCUAAAAAUAAACACAGUUGGGAUCAUCCUGACUGCUGUGAUGUAACAGCACAUCUAAACGUUGCAGAGCUUUUCAGGAUUGUUAGCUCUCAAUCUCCUGUAAUUGGUUGAUCUGCAUAGAAUUUAUAUAAAAAACAAAUGUUAGACCGUACUGAUUGUGCUUAAAGUCUAAAACACUGUUAACACUUAAUUGAAGGUAAUAAACUGAACAGCCACAGCCAAGCUGAGGCGAGAGCAAUCUAGGAAGACUGCCUAUGAGACUGUGUGUGUUGCUCAUUGACAUAAAAUAAGUCCAAGACACUGGAUUUGGUGACAAUAUGGGUAUGCCUUCCCUAGUAAAACAUUUGUGUAUCUUUUCACAGUGAGAUCGUUAACUUGAAACGGGGUUGAGGUAAAUCCUGGACUCCAGCUAUAGGGUUUACCUCCAGCAGCUGUUUUGAGUCCGAGCUAUCACUUGCCUUGUCUUGACUGAAAUAUUGCAAUAAGGUAGCUAACACAAGAGUCAUCUUACUGUAAAAGACACACCUUUUUCUUAGUGAAGACACAGCUUAUAUCAUUUAUUUUUACCUGGCUGAAUAACCACAUGCGUAAACAACAAAUCAAAAUCAGAUCAAGCUCUCUAAAGAGCGAAUUCUUACCGGUUAUGGCGUGUUUCAUGCACAACAAGAAGGCAGCACAUUUCCCCUGAAAACUUUUAUCUAAGACUGACCUCCUACCUCUAACUGAAGUUCUUAUGCCUACACUUAGGUCAUAUAAUGUAAUUCUCUCCAGUCAGGAGCAAGGGGAGGCCCUGUAAGAUCCUUUCAUCGCAGCCCCCUGGCUCCUCAAGUGCUUCUGAACUCUAGAUGUCUCUGCAGGGAAGAAACACUAGCUUCUGCGAUGUAUAACAAGACAUAAACACAUCUAGGACAAAAUCCUGCCCUUCGUUAGACUUGUAUAACUGGACUACAGGCAAUAGGGCUGCAUAGGUAUGAGAGGGCAGAAUUUGGCCCAUAAUAUUUAAUGAGUGUACUGAAUACACUGUGACCAAACUUACCAGUGACCCACUGCAAUGGCAUUGUCUGAGCCAGUCAGAGUGGAGGGGAUGCUGUGCAGUUAGCUAGGUGUAACUAUGGAUUUCUUUUAGCUACAGAGGUUUCUGGAGUCUCAUUUGUGUCUGACUUGCAUUAGUUUAGUGUUGCCCUUUCUCAAACUGUUCAGUCCACCUAACCUUGUACUCUGGCUAAUAGUGGCUCUCAGCCACUCGGCAGUGGUUUACAUAAUAACUCUACAGAGAUGCUGUCUCGGCUUCUCACUCCCUUUAGCUGAAGCAGAAAAAUUCCACAGUUUACACACAAAGCCAGACAAAAACUCCCAAGAAUCUGCAGCUGUCAAUCAACUAAAAGAGGAAUUAUUUAUAUAUACACACACACACAAUAUAAAAAAUCCCACCCAUCUGUAUUUUCAUUUCCCUCCUUCCUUCAAUCGCUGCAGGUCUCUUAGCCCCACAAAUGCUGUCACAUUUGCUUUACAAUUUGAAAAUCUGCAGCCCCUCCCUCCCAAUUCAGUUUUCAACACAAACUGUAAACAAAAGUAUGUUAUUCUGGGGACAGCAGCCUUGCUGGUGUGGAGAGGAGCGAAAUGAAUGUGUGAUGAGAGUUAAGACUGGCUUUGGAAGUUUCUUUACCUUCUGUAGUAUGACAGUCUCUAUUUUGUAGCUUCUUCUCUUUACUCUUAAAAGUUGAAUAUUAAAAAAUUUCAUCAUAAUAACAACUUCAGGCUGCUUCAUGUUAACUCUUUAAUGUCAUAUCCAUGGCUACUAAAUGCUUCUGCCUUUGGCCUCUAAGCUUGUUCAACCCAGGGUAUGAUUACCUCAACACCAGAAGUCCCCUCAAGUUACUGUUAUAACAAAAAGAACAGGAGUACUUGUGGCACCUCAGAGACUAACAAAUUUAUUUGAGCAUAAGCUUUUGCUCAAAUAAAUUUGUUAGUCUCUAAGAUGCCACAAGUACUCCUGUUCUUUUUGAGGACACAGACUAACAUGGCUGCUACUCUGAAACCUGUUAUAACAAAAGUUACACAAAGUGUCUGAAAGACUUAAAACUCUCCCUGUUGCUUGGAGCCAGUGAGCAGUUGCAAGCUGUAGCUUAGAUAGCAUUAAAGAAAUGCUCCCUUCCUCUUGGUCCUGGACUGAUUUAAGUAAUUCUCUAAGUAAAUAAAUCGGUGGAACCAUCACUGUCAGGAACUCAGAGAAUACAGAGAAAGAGGCAGAACAGAGCUAGAAAGAGAAAUCUAGACAAAAGUAAUUAAUACAGUGCUGCAAUGAAAUAGACAUGCCUCCCUCCCCUCUCUCCCCCACCCACACACUACCAGUGGGAGGGACUCUAUUAGACAGUUGCAUCUGACAGAAUCAUCCCAGUCCUGAAAUGACUUGGACAAAAAGUCAUCAAAUGCAGUGGUCUGUUCAAAGCUCCCUGUGUACUCUAUGGCAGUGGUUCUCAAACUGUGGGUCAGGAUUGCCUAAAAAUCUCUGUAUUUACUGUGCUGUGAAGACCAAAUAAGGCUGGUGGGGAAGUGUGUGUGUUAAACUCCAGUCUUCUGUCCAAAGCUUGAAUAGAACUAUUUUUACUGGUGUGCGCGUGUGUGUGUCUGCUCUCUCCAUAUUAUUUAGCUUAUUGUAAACAGAUGCUGGCCACCUUACUUAAAGCUACUUUGCACAGGGAUAUUUGUUGAAAUGUUGCAUUGCAUUUGUAUGUCUUUCUCUUUAAAUUUCAACCCUUUUGGUUUACUAGUGACUCUGUAAAAACAUUAGAAUUUUCUUAUAUGAAGGCAGUUUUUCAACUAAAUCUGUGUAAUUCAUCUUUGCAAGGUUUCCUGGUAACUUCACACAUGUCAGAUAAGGAAUUAGAGAGAACUUUAAAGUCCUUCUUUCCACUCAUGCCAUAUCUGUGGCUGACUCCAGAACUCCAUGUAUGUAGUAUAGUUGCAGCCAUGUUGGUCCCAGGAUAUUAGAUAGACAAGGUGGUGAGGUAAUAUCUUGUAUUGGACUAACUUCUGUUGAUGAGAGAGACAAGCUUUUGAGCCACACAGACCUUCAUGUAGCUUGAAAGCUUCUGGUCCAAUAAAAGACACUACCUCUCUCACCUUGUCUCUCUAGAAUUCCAGGUAAUUCAAUUGCUUCUGUUUAACAAACUUAAUCUAAUUCACACAGUUCACCACUGGGUGCUGUCUUAACCUAUAGAUUGCAGUACUGAGCUUCAUGCAGCAAGUAAUACACACUGGUUUAAAUGGCAUUAGCCAUUGCAGACUUCAUUCAACACUUUCUUACUGUUUAAUGUCAACAUUUAAGCCACUCUACAGUGAUUAAGGGAAGUCUUUUAUGUUUUAAAGGGAAAAAAUCAUUCAAUACAAUGUGCUGUAUUUAUUGCACAAAAGUUCAAUGUACAUUAUAAAGAGUUCAAUAAAAGCAACUUGAGUGACUUAAAA